CCAGCUGGUGGCUGGAACAAUGAAUGCACCGUCUGUCGAGAUCAGUUGACUACUGAUUACUUAGUAACCAUGUUGAAACCAACCGAUUUCGGAUUAUCGAGUGAGAAUGUGAACUUGAUUUCGGAACGAUACUUUUUAUGUCAACAAAUAAAGCCCACCAUCCGAGGCAGUUGGAUAGAAAGGUUUGCCGGUAGUCCGGAUGGCUUUCUGGCAGAUCAUUUUGCCCUGAAGAUUCAGGUCACGCUAUGUGAUUCUCAAACCAAGGAAUUAUCAUUAUUCCUCAAGGUUGUCCCAACCGGGAAUCCCGUUCUUGCUCAGUACUUGUUGGACAUUGGCAGUUUCAAAAAAGAGGUUACACUCUGUGAAAAAGUUCUUCCGAAGAUUCAGGAACGAUUGGCUGGCAAGCAGAUUAUUCCGAGAUAUUUAUUCACCAAAGAUGAUAAGUUAAUUGUCAUGGAGAAUGUAAAACUGAAAGGAUUCGACAUUCUCAAGGAAAAUAAUGGAAUAAUGGACUUCGAACAACUUGAUAAGACGUUGGAGACGUUGGCACAUUUGCACGGUGGAUCAAUAGUAGUAGAAGAAAAGGAAGGACGAAGUCUAACAGAAUUGUUUCCUGAUGCCUUGAAAGAAAAUGCAUGGACUGGAAUUAAAGGUAGCGUCAGAACCAGGGAUGUCGAGAACGUGAUCGUUUUGUGGUGUGGAUUCAUGCGAAUCGCCCAGAAGGAUUCAACAAAAUCGGAAAAGAUUUUAAAGGUCCUCCCUGAAAUUAUCAGAAGUAUUUUUAACCUUGUUAAACCGUCCAAAGUUUGGAGAAAUGUUUUUAGUCACGGAGAUCUCUGGAACAAUAAUGUGAUGUUUAAAAAUAGCCAAGAUGGAGUGCCGUUGGAUUGUGUUCUGGUGGAUUUUCAGCUGUCUCGGUACACUCCACCAGCAUUUGAUAUUAAUAUGCUGUUAUCGCUAACUACUUUGAAAAAGUUCCGAUCCGAGCGAAUGAGCGAAUUACUGGAAAACUACUAUCGGGUUUUCGAACAAAUCCUGAAGCAAAAUGAAAUCGAUCCAGCACACUCCUACACGAAAGAAUCAUUCCUCGAAAGCUGCAAACAUUAUCGUUUAGCAGGUCAAGUCCUUGGUUGUAUCAUCGGUCCCGAGGUGCUGCUACCACAAAACUGUCUGAAUGAGGUAUUCGCGUGCUCAGCGCAAUGUGCUGGCUUUAUGCCAGAUCCAAAAGUCGAUAUCUGCCUUAAGGCUUUCAGGUCCGACCACGUAUAUCGCGAGAGAAUGUUGGACAUGGUGCAGGAGCUACUUCCAGAAGAAUAUGGCGAGAGUUUUUUCAAAUAAUUUUUUUGUUGUAUCUCAGCCAAUGAAUGAAAAUAAAUG
Malaya genurostris is the source of this 1377-nucleotide messenger RNA. RefSeq lists its product as uncharacterized. The coding region runs from base 70 to 1338 and encodes 422 amino acids. The record is from RefSeq and is a predicted model, not a curated record. The transcript has a single exon. Lineage: Eukaryota; Metazoa; Arthropoda; Insecta; Diptera; Culicidae.